AUGCCUGCCCAUGUACUUUACAUACCCUUCUUCCCACCCAUCUCCCCCCCUCCCUUCCAAAACCUCACUUCCCCGCCAGUGCUUCUGUUUCCUCUCUCCUUUCCUCCCUGUGCUAUCGAAGGGGGGCGGGCCAAUGGACACGCGCUUGCGCACGCUCAUAGCAAUGCUCCGCUACGUAGCUGUUGCACCAUCAGCAGAGAUGACGCAGCAGCCAACGCAAAUGCCGCCGCCGACGCUGGCGCUGGCACUGUCGCUACUGUGACUGCCAAUACCGCUGCUGCCAAUCGUGCACGGGCCAAGGCUGGCGGGUUGGUGGGCCUAGCGGAUCCCGACGGGUCGAAGCGCGAGGGAAGCGAGGCUGCCGCCACGUCGGCUGCAGCGGCGGCGGCGGCGGGCGCGGCGACGUUAGAGCGAGGCGCGAAGGAUCAACAUAGCGUCGCGGCGGCACAGGCGGCGGUACAGGCGGCGGUACAGGCGGCGCACGCAGAGUGGCCGGAUCGCUUGCUCGAGAGCUGGUCGUCGCGUGCGGAAGAUGAAGGGGAGCGCUGGUGGCGGAAGGCCCCCCCGCAGUGGGGAGAGGUCUUGUGGAGCCACUGCUCCGCGCGCAAUGGCGUUUGCGCCGACACCACCGCCAGCGGCGGCGGUGGCGGCGGCGGUAAAAGUAUUUACGAGGUCGCGCCGGAGAAUCCGACCAGUGCCGCCGGUGGCAGUGCUUCUGGCGAGCUGUUGAUCGACGCGGUGCUCGCGGCGUGCAACGCGGCGUGCAAUGCGGGGGGACGUGAGCGGAAGCUUUCCGCCGGAGAGCGAACGGGUGAGCCGCAGGCGGCGCGACGAGCCGGCGCGGCAGUUGCGGGCGGCGCUUCCGUCCCCGCCAACUCCGCGGCCGCCCUCGCCGUUUCUGCCUCCGCGAGUGCCGCCGGCGCAGCGGCCGCGUUUCCCGGCAUGAUUCCGUCCUUGACUGAGGAAAUAGAGGCGUGCGUGGCGAGACGAGAGUUGGCGGAGACGGCGGCGGAGGCGGCGGAGGCGGCGGAGGCCGCGGGGCGACCACCGCAGCAGCCGUUCGUGUCGUCGUCGCUCGCGGAGGUCGCGGCUGCUCUGGAGAGGGAGAGCGACGGGCCGGGGAGCCAUGGAUGUGGUAUUGGCGGCGGCGGCGGCGGUGGCGACGUGCGGCCGGCGACCAUGGCGGAAGGAGGUGGAACCGCGGGAAGGGGGGGGAAGAGGCGCCGAUGGUGCGACGUGGCUCUCGCGCUUGGAGGGAAUGGCGUCAACAGCGGUGGCGCAGCGACAGCGGCGCCGGUGGGUGCGGCGGCGGAUCUGUGGGGUUGGGGUUCGGAGAAGCUUGGACAGCAGCAGCGCGCAGCGUCGCUGGAGCGUCCCCCCAUGGGAGCACCGGAGCAGCCCUGCUUCUCGAGCCUGUUCCCCGUGCCUGUGCCUUCCAGACGAGCUCAGCUGCCUCGGGCCCGUACCUCCGCGUUCGCGGCUGAGGCUGCGGCUGGGCUGAGGAGCGGGCGAGGGAGGGGCGUGGCAAUGGCUGCCGCAUCAGAAAAGGAGAACAAGCGGAUUGCGGCGGCCGCGCUGCAGUGGCAGCUGCAGCAGGAGAAGCAACAGCAAGAGAAGCAACAGGAAGCGAAAGUGCUGCCAGGAAUGCCAGCUACGCUGGGAGUGCAAUCCGUGCUGCCAGCUGCGCCGCGUGCACCCACCGAAUCCACCGCACCUGCUGCUGCUGCUGCGCCUGAGCGCGUGUGGCGGAUUGAUGGCCGAAACUACUUCCCCCUGUGGAACGACCAGCAGCAGCAGGGUGUGAGGCGGCACAAGCGGUUCAGGCUGGUGGUGCACAGAGGUCAUGUGAACGAAGGUUACAAUCUCUUCAGAGCUGUCACCACACCACCAUUACCGCACCAUCCCCUCUGCCUCCAUUCGUCUGCUUCACCAGUGCUCCUGCGUCUGCUCCUGCACCUAUCUAGCCCCUUUUCUGCACAAGACUUCUUCUACUCCUUCCUUGUUCCGUUGCGCCGGCUCACCACUGCUGCUGCCACUGCUUCUGCUCUCUCCUGCUCUGCAGAUCCUGCCUGCAGCAGCACCACCACCAGCAGCAGCAGCAUCAUGACCAUUAUCUGUGUGGUUGUCGUCGCUGCCACUGUUACUGCCUCUGCCAUCGUGCUACACCUUCCCAUGGAGGCUUUUCCAUGCCUCCCACAUGUGCGUGCCAUCCGCAGAUUUCCUUGCCCCUGUGCUGUCCAUGCACACUACAUGUCAGUCAACCUCUAUGCGGCCUCAGUUACAGUAACCUACACUGGUUGCGAGCGGCUACUCUGGGUGGGGAGGAGGCAGGGUGGGGAGGGAGCUUUGUAG
Molecule: messenger RNA, 2352 nt
Organism: Closterium sp. NIES-65
Lineage: Eukaryota; Viridiplantae; Streptophyta; Zygnematophyceae; Desmidiales; Closteriaceae
Source: the annotation of a GenBank genome assembly